Messenger RNA from Malania oleifera, 1967 nucleotides. Its product is annotated as F-box/kelch-repeat protein At5g60570-like. The record is from RefSeq and is a predicted model, not a curated record. The transcript is spliced from 2 exons. The coding region runs from base 464 to 1822 and encodes 452 amino acids. Lineage: Eukaryota; Viridiplantae; Streptophyta; Magnoliopsida; Santalales; Ximeniaceae. Gene Ontology annotation, cellular component: nucleus. Gene Ontology annotation, molecular function: protein binding.
GGGGGCAGUGAAUUCAAAGUGGGAAGAAACGUCUGCAAAGGGAGAAAUGGGUUUAAAAACGCCUAACAAGUUAAAUGAAAAACACACACACCCACAUUCUCUGUCUCUCUCUCUCUCACUCUAAAGCGUCGUAUUUCUAAUUUUAUAUUCUUGAGAAAGAGGAGAGAGUGUGUGUGAGAGAGAGACGGAGAGAGAGAGUGUGUGUGAGUGAGUUCUAUAUUCUAGAGAAAGAGGAGAGAGAGAGGAUGAAGAUCUCUCUCUCGUGUAUGGAUGAGAAAGUUGAAGCUUAGGUUGUAGAUAGAGGGAGAGCGGGGGUGUUCAGGGAGCGAGCAGCGCGCGGGGGAGACGGAGAGAGAUAGGGAGUGGCUGUCAGCCGCUCUUUCUCCUGUCUGAUCCGAUCUCAGGAGGUUCACAGCUUCGUUGGAUUUCCGGCGACUCAAGCAUCCAGUACAGCAAAUUGUCCAUGGUUUUCAGGCAUUCUCUUGAGGAACUGAAGACAAUGAUGGAAGUGCUAGGUUGUGAAUUGCCUGCCAUGGUUGAUGUGCAGGGAUAUAUGAUGCUAGAACUUUACGGCUACUUGAAUCAAGAGAGGAAAUAUAUUAACAAGCAUUGGCAAUCAUGUUUUUAUGUUCUAUUUUCUGGGAAGACUCUUGAAGAAUUUAUGAAAGGGUUAUCUGGAAAAGCGAUAUAUGGUCCUAAUUUGGACCAUAUAGGACUGAAAAAAAGGAAAUAUGAAGCAAUGUCUCAAUCUGGAGGGAAUCAUGAUGGGCAAGCAUCAGAUGACAGUCUUCUGCCUGGCCUUCAUGAUGAUAGUGCGCUGGAUAUUUUAGCCUGGAGCUGCAGAUCUGAUUAUGCAAAUCUUGCCUGUCUAAAUAAAAAAUUCAAGUCAUUGAUGGCAAGUGGAUAUUUAUAUAAACUGAGACGUCAACUUGGUGUUAUUGAACAUUGGGUUUAUUUAGCCUGUAUCUUAAUGCCUUGGGAAUCCUAUGAUCCUAUGAGACAAAGGUGGAUGAGGUUACCUAGGAUGCCAUGUGAUGAAUGCUUUACAUAUGCAGACAAGGAGUCUCUUGCUGUAGGGACUGAGCUACUUGUUUUUGGUCGUGAGUUAUCAGGAUUUGCAAUUUGGAUGUAUAGUUUGCUUACACGUGAUUGGUCUCGAUGCCCUUUGAUGAACUUGCCUCGAUGUCUGUUUGGUUCUAGCAGCCGUGGGGAAAUUGCUAUUGUUGCUGGUGGAAGUGACAAGAAUGGCCGUAUUUUGAAGUCUGCCGAGCUUUUCAAUUCAGAAUUUGGUACUUGGCAAACUUUGCCAGAUAUGAACUUGCCACGCAAGUUGUGUUCGGGCUUCUUCAUGGAUGAAAAAUUUUAUAUUAUUGGAGGCAUUUCAAGUGAUAUGAAAUCUCUAAGUUGUGGGGAAGAGUAUAACUUGGAGACACAGACAUGGAAGAGGAUAAAGAACAUGUACCCUGGUUCUCAUGUGGGCAGAGAACCUGCCAUGGGAUCUCCUCCCCUGGUAGCUGUUGUAAAUAAUCAGCUUUACUCUGCUGACCAAGCAACCAAUGAGGUUAAGAAAUAUGACAAGGCUAAUAACUCUUGGAGUGUUGUCAUGAGGCUGCCAGUUAGGGCCGACUCUUCAAAUGGUUGGGGUCUUGCUUUCAAGGCAUGUGGUAACAGCAUAUUAGUGAUUGGAGGGCACAGGGGUCCUGAAGGUGAAGUAAUUGUGCUGCACUCCUGGCAACCAGAGGGUGGACAACAAUGGAAUGUGCUUUCUGUCAGGGAACGGGCUGGUGCUUUUGUGUACAACUGUGCAGUAAUGGGCUGUUAAAGGCAAAGCUUUUGUUGAUUUGCUUGUUCUUAGUCGACUAUGUUUGUCCUUUGUUGACUUGUGGAGGAAACAAAAGGCAACUUAUAUUUUCUCAGCAUCAUUUAUUGAAACUUCUAUGAGCAAUAACUUUACAUUUUCUUUCAAA